UCCUUCCUAUCCUCAUCGUCUCCACUACUCUAACUUAUCUGCUUCCAAUUGAGCAGCGCCUUUGCCCCAUCGCUAUCCAUCAAGGCGUCUCGCGUACCCAUCUACGCCUUGGCCCAUACUCUUUGCUAGCACUGCCCUGCCACGCAAGCAUAUAGCCUAACUCGUCGUCCAUCCUCAUCCUCUUCUCCGCCUGACCGCCAACAUGCCUGCGCAAUCACCCCCAUACCUGCAGCCCCUGCUACUAGCAGUGGGCGGCUUUGUAUCCUUGGUCCUCCUCUACUUUCUCUCCUACUACAUCCUCACCCUCGCCUUCGCAUCCCUGAUCAUCGGCUUGUCCAUCUCCAUCUCCGUCAUGAUGUCGCAGCCCUUUACCGGGGCGCUUGUCAGACUGAGAGCCAACUAUCUGCCCAAGGCUGUCUCACUCGACAAUGUGCUGGAAGACGGAGCUGGUGCUGGGAGUGGAGCAAACGGACCAGGAUUGUCAGCAAGCGAGGGCAACGAUGAUGGAGCUACGACGAGGAAGAUCAGCGCGUACUUCCUCAAGCAAGGGAAGCAUGGCGCCAAGAUUGGUCCCGUCGUCUCCGGCAUCCUUCCCAUGCUUCUUCGCACGAAGCGCCUCGAAGGCUGGCAGGGAGUCUACAAAGGCUCGAUUCCAGUGGGCUGCCAGCUCUUCCUCCUCGCCAUCGUCACCUCGACCCUCUUCGACGUCGAUGGCCACUCCACUGCCGGAGCGGGCGGAGGGUACAAGGCUGCGCCUACCGCUCCUGGGCACUUCGGCUUCUUCGGCAACCUGGCCUUUAUGACCUUCGUGGCGAUCGUCUCGCUGCCAUUGAAUGUGCUCACGUACAGGGCAAUCGUUCACCCCACCGUCCUCCCCUUCGGUGGCCCCUCGGCCCUGCGUCAUGCCCUGCAAUCCCUUCUGACCCCCUCCGAGCUCGCACGUCCCUGGACCCUCUACCUCAUCCCUGGUCUCCUCCCCGCAACAUUUAUUCACAUUGGCUGGGUCGGUCUCCUCACGCGCCUUCUUCGCCACCUGCUCGUUCCCUCCUUGGGCGGCCUAGCAGAAGCUGAACCCGCUUCACCGGAUCAGACUGACUACUCCGGCCCGAACAGCAGCAUGAAGGCCGUCGACCCGCUCGGGCUCGUGGUGUUCUUGGCUUGGUGUCUGUUCAGCGUUGUGGCCUUGAGCCCGAUGGAGGUGGUGACUAUUCGGCUUGCAACUCAGGGAGCCGGGGCGAUGCAGCAGGAGCAGGAGGGAAGGAGGGGCUACUCGUCGAGUGCAGGAGGUGCGACCUACUCGAGGCUUGCAACGCAAGAUGGGCCGGCUUCAUACAGCCAUCAAGCCUCGGUGGGUCGCAACGGUGGCGGAGGAAGCAAUGCAUUCAAAGAUGGACCGCCGGCGGACAAGCCCUUGCCCUCGGAGCCUGCACAAGCCAACGGCAACGGCGAGAACGCAGCGCAGGAAGCGCCCACACCGAGCCGACCUAGCUUUGCCAUUGAUGAGGAGGCAGCGGCGGAUGAGGAGGACGAUGACGACGCAGCGACAGCAAAGGACCCUCUGACAGGCGGGGCGAAUGGGGCAGAGGGAGUGAAGGCCAACGGCAGCUCAACCCCUCAGUCUUCAACACCACAGCAAACUCAGCCGCAGGCAUCGCGCCAACCCUUCGUGGACGGUGGCGAUCAGCCAUAUCCUCAGCCAGCACAAGCUCCCUACUCAUCAGCGCUUGAGCCACCUGAGCCGGUGAUCGCAUUGCGACCCGUCUCAACCUCCUCGUACUCACAGGCGGGACCGACAGGGGCAGCCGACACGGACGUCGUUCAACCCUACAACGGCUUCAGAGACUGCCUAGACAAGCUGGUCGACGAGGAAGGGGUAGAGGCCCUGUAUCGUGGCGCUUGGGUGACUGGACUGGGGGCAUUGCUCGGCGCGCUGACCUGAGUCAGAAGCGGAAAAGGAAAGAAAAGGGAGGACGUGGGAAGGAAGACGUGGCCUGCUCACGCUGACAUCGCGGCGAUUAUCAUACUGCAUUGCUUAUUCACAUCACCUUACCCGCCCGCCGGCUAGCUCUGAGUCCUCUCGAUCCAUCGAUCCCUUCUCUCCCUCCUCUCCAAAAACUCCCUCAAAGCUCCCCCAAUCUCAUACCCAGCCUCAAACUCCAUCUCAUGCAGCACCUGCUCCCAUCGCGCCUUUCUCUGUUCUCUGGCCACCCUCUUUCCCCUCCCCUCCUUCUUCUCCUGCCCUUCCACAGAUCGAACCACAUCCUGCUCCUCAUCCCUCAC
Molecule: messenger RNA, 2280 nt
Organism: Jaminaea rosea
Lineage: Eukaryota; Fungi; Basidiomycota; Exobasidiomycetes; Microstromatales
Exons: 3
Coding region: 203-1939 (578 amino acids)
Biological process (GO): transport
Molecular function (GO): transmembrane transporter activity
Source: RefSeq, a predicted model, not a curated record